AACUGUCAAUUAUGUCAAUAGUGCUAGAAGCAAUUCAUUUCCUAGGUAACUACAAUUACAACAUUUAAAAUUACAGACAUAAAAAUUUCGACGAUGAUUUCUAAUGGUCAUUUCACAUUUUCUGCGAAAAUAGAAGACAAACCUGCGAAGAAGUCUUUUGAUGACGAGUUUUAUUCUUUGGAUAAAUUUAAUUGGUUGAUUCACCUACAACAUGUCACAGGAGGGAUACAAACUUGUAAAUUUUUAAUAUCAAAAGAAAUUGAGAGGAGUAAGGGAAGAAAUGAAUUUGCUUUUUUCAAACAGGGAGAAAUUUUUUGUGAAGAAGAAAAGUUUCAAGAGGCAUUAGAAUCUUUUCAAGCUUGUUUGAGAUUGAAUCCCAAUAAUGCAGAUUAUUUGAAAGAAGUAGCGAAAUGUCUAUUUGCAAUGAAAAGAUAUAAGUUAGCUAUGGAAGCAUAUUUGGAAGCUGAGCGUUUUUUAAAUCAUCCGGAUUGGCACGUUUACUAUUAUUUAGGACAAUGCUUAUUGAAAUUGGGAGAUAUGCACAAAGCUCAAGAGUAUGCUCAGAGGGCGGUUCAAGUUGGAAAACAUGAACUUUGUUACGAGCUCUUGAUAAAAAUAUUGAUGUUACAAAAUGAAAUAAAAUCAGCUGUGGCUGUUUCAAACGCAGCAGUAGAGUCCUGUCCAGACAGCGUGAGCAUGUUAACUGAAUCGGGACUUCUUUUUUUGAAAAUAGGUCAGAACGAAUUUUCUUUUGAAAGAUUAAGUUCAGCUUUGGCAUUGGAGCCAACUCAUACGAAAGCCUUGUUGGCGAUAGGAUGUAUUAUACAGAAACACGAGGACUACGACGUGGCAUUGUCAAAAUACAAAAUGGCCAUCCAUUAUCAACCGGAUUCUAUUGUGCUCUGGAACAAUAUCGGCGUUUGUUUUUAUGCCAAACAAAAAUAUGUCGCGGCAAUCAGUUGCUUAAAACGAGCUUUAUGGCUUGAUCCGUUGAAUUGGAGAGUUCUUUUUAAUUUAGGCCUCUGUCAUCUAGCAACCAUACAGCCGGCAUCAGCUUUCAAUUACGCGUGCGCUGCUGUGAAUCUUAGACCUGAUAUAGCUAACUCUUUCACCAUUUUGGGAGUUGCUCUAUUGGAAUUGAAAGAUCCAGACAAUGCUGUUAAAGCGUUUCGAUUAGCAUUAAGUUUGUGUCCAGAUGAUGUUUACAUUGUUGUUAAUAUGGCAUUAUGUUGUGUGUUACUUGGUAGUGAAAAAGAGGCGAUAGGUUUGAUGGAAAGAUAUGGAAAGUUGAUGGAGAAUACCACAGUUUAUACAAAUGAGUUGAUUUAUUUGGCAGAUCAACUAAUUGCGUAUUUGAGUCUACACGAUACGAACAAAGAAAUAUGUGAUGUGUCAGUCUGUGAGGGCGAUAUCAAAACGCAAGCUGAAUAUUCAAAAUUAGAGACAGAGGAAUGAGAAAAUGAAAUACCGAAUGUUUUAAUCACAAAUAAAAUAAAUUUGUGUAAUUGGAA
Molecule: messenger RNA, 1511 nt
Organism: Diorhabda carinulata
Lineage: Eukaryota; Metazoa; Arthropoda; Insecta; Coleoptera; Chrysomelidae
Gene: BBS4
Product: Bardet-Biedl syndrome 4 protein
Exons: 10
Coding region: 94-1455 (453 amino acids)
Biological process (GO): cilium assembly; protein localization to cilium
Cellular component (GO): ciliary basal body
Molecular function (GO): protein binding
Source: RefSeq, a predicted model, not a curated record